Notodromas monacha is the source of this 3227-nucleotide messenger RNA. Lineage: Eukaryota; Metazoa; Arthropoda; Ostracoda; Podocopida; Cyprididae. The record is from the annotation of a GenBank genome assembly.
GGGUUUGCGUGGCGUUUGUUCCGACGCAGUAACGGGUUACGAAUGCGUGGCUUCCAGAUUAUUCGCGUGGGCAAGUGAACUUCGAAGUAUUCGGAGUGAGGUUAAUGUCGCCUGAAGUAUGGUGAAACAUGAGAAUGUGCUCAUUUGUGUUGCUUGUGAUCUGUGCAAGCUCAAAUUCGAAGAUUAUCAUGAGCGCGAUGAGCAUCGGCGUUCAUUUCACCGAGUGGAGGCGUCGCGAGUAUCUGUGAAGCAGGAAAACUCAGGCUUGAAUGACGAACGGCAAUUGGCGAAACCAUCCAACAAAACCAAACGGAAACCGAAGCUUCGGAUCCCUACGUCGAAGUGCAACACAUGCGGGGAGGAAAUGCCGUCGAAAGAUAUAGGGAAACAUCUUGUUCAAAUUCACAAUCACCGACCAUUCAAGCGUCGUGAGGCGGUUCAUCAGUGUGAAUUCUGCCAUAAGUGGUUUUAUACCUACUUCUCCAAAGUCAAUCAUUUUUCUGAGGAUCAUGAACCCUGGCUAUGGGGACCGUUCAUAGAAAAGUCGUCUCGUGAGAUGGCUGAGCGUCAGCCCCCAUUUUGUCACGAGUGUAUGAAGAGCGAUUUUUUCUCAUGGGGUCAAGUUCAAACGCAUCUUCAGGAGCAGCACGGUCUGCGUCCACGUGACGAAUUUCUUGAGCAGGGCAAAGAAGAGCUGUGUUCGGCGGAAGAUGAAGAUGAGACCUCUGUGAUAUUAUUGGAUGCUGAUGAAGAAGAUGCGAUAUUGCUCGACGUGGAUGAUGAUGAUGAUGCGGUCUUGCUUGAUGUCGAUGCAGAUGACGAUGUUGUUGUGCUGAAAAUGGUAGAGGAGGUAAUCGUUCUAGAUGACGAAAAGCUGCUUCUUGAUGAAGUUUGAGUACCUGAAUGAUCUCCUCGUAAUUUUGAAUGCUUUUUUACCUUUGGAAAGGGUUUCGGAGAUGAAUUAUGCGUAGUGUGUAUAGUCUGGAUAUUUUUAUGAGAACAUGGAAUUGCGUGAAGCAAUGCAGAUUCUAAGUACUUAUCCUUAUCUUAAUCGAUGGAUUGUGCCGAAAAAAACAUGAAUUCCUCAACGAAGUGACGCUACGUUUAAUUUUUUUACAAUGUGAUCUUUUCCCGUUAAUGAACUACAGUACGUAGCGUUGGUCCCGCAGUAGGAGACCCGAUUCCUUUUUUUUACGGAUUACACAUUCCCUUCAGAAUACAUUUUGAUAAUUUUGAAUUGUACUCGAGGCCGUGGAUUCCAUGGUGAAAAAAAAGGUGUGCCUGUGUGCUUCUACACUCGUCACUUUCCUGGAUGUAGUCAGGUGAUCGACACCGUUUAUUUUCCUUUGAAAAAUCAGAACUCAGUAUGAAGUUGAUCUUCGCUUGUACCGGCUAGAGCAGAUGCUACCAUUUCAUUUGACUAAUGGGUUGGAAAGCUGCAAAUAAUGUGGGAGAAACUUGAAUAACAGACUUGGACACGGGUGGAGCCUGGAAUUGUAAUUCCAAGUGACCUGCACAAAAAAAAAAAAAGGAAAAAUGUCUAUUAUAAACUUACCUGAGCAGAAAAAUUGAGAAGUUUUUUAACACCUCAGAAAUGUCCCGAGUCACGGAAUGUUAUUGUGAUGCUGGGUACCUAAAAUUACGAUUUUGGGCUUUCUCUUAGAAGAAGUCUUGUUAUUCAUCUUUCGUGAACACUUCUCAGCUUUCCAACCACUCUUUGGUAACCCAUGAUCCGAAUGAAAACCCAGAAAAUGUUAAAUGGUGACAUCUGUUUACUGUACAUGUCCACUACCGAUUCCUGAAACAAGUUAAAGAAACAAUGUAAGGCUGUCGGUGGACAUCGUUAACCUUUUCACCACGCAAUCCAUAAUCCCGCGGGGGAUUAUUUUUAAAAUUUUUAAAAUGCAUCAGUGAGGGAAUGUGUGAUGCGCAUAAGAAUGUUUCGCAUUAAAAAAAUCUGAAAUGGAUUAGUUUUUUAAUGUAUGAACUCAUUGGGCUAUUCAGUUGAAAUAACCUUUUCUGGAAGCCUGCUUCGUGAUAAAACUUCCUACCGUCAUCCCAAUGGUGCCCGAAUUGAUGUUACCUGCAACGCCAAAAUGUUGAACAAAUUACCGGAUUAACUCAAAAUGUGCAGGGAUUGUCCAAGUGAUGGACGCAGUUGAACAUAGGAGGAAAUCAAGGUGUGGAUGUGAUUAUUUUUUCAACUGUGUCCAUAUGUUAAUAUUCAGACUGUCAGUAUGUUGUAUCACUUUUUCUGCUGCCAAAAAUUGGAAAAGUCCUUCAAGAAUAGUUAUAACUCUAAGAUGAAAAAAACUGCAGAAGUAACUAGAAAAACAAAUCUAAUGAGUCCAAAAAGCAAGCUAACUUAUUUCUAUGCUUUAUGAAAUUGAUGGAAUUUAUUGAAGAGAUGUGUCCAAAUUAGCAUCUUCUGGAUCAUGAAUUAGAUUAAAUUUAUCAAUGUUAAUUUAAUAUUUUUUAAAUAUUAAUGUACAGUAUUUGUUUAGAUUAAUUUAAUGAGAUAUGUCAAAAUUUUGGAGACUGAAAAUUUUGAUGAAGUGUCUGUGUCUUAGACAUUUUCCUGAUGUGGGGGCAUAUUUCCUGAAUUUGAAAUGUCCGUUUGUUGAAUUGUCCUUAUGUUGGGAAAUCUUACGGCCCCAAUAGAUUUCAAACAAUGUUCAACAUCCUGAGCAAAUUACAUUAGUUUUAAAACUCAAGUUGUUAAACUUUGUUCUUGUUUCAAAUUUUAGGACCUUUUUUCAGUACACUGCAUGAUGGUAAUUGAAAGCUCACAGGUAAUGGUCAUAGUUGAAAUAAUUUGUUAUUGCGUAUCGGGUAUCUCACUCACUUCUCUUGAAGUUUUCAAAAAUUUUGGAUGAUCACAGUACUGUACUGUCGUUUGUUCACAAAAAUUAAUUUUGAAAAAUGGGUUGUUGCAUUGGCAAGGGGUUUAUUUAUAAUUUUUCUCAUUUUUUCAGAAGCAUUGUAUUGGCCCAUGUUUUCUAUUUGUUAUUGUAUCCUAUCAAACUGAUAUUUAAUGAAACUGCCAUUUUUUUAUUUGCCGAGUCAUGGUCAGAUCAUAGGGUGAUUCAGUUGGGGCAAAUCCCCUGGCAAUUUUUCCUGUGCACUCCUCCGCAUUGCGCUCUGCUUCUCACAUUUGUGCAGCGUCCCUGCUAGAUUUCAAAUUUUUUAAAGUGAGGUUUCAGUUUGUCAACAUUUUUAUGCGCACA